AUGCUUUCUGACCUGAGUAGCAGUGAUGAGGAUGCUCCUCAGAUCAAGGUGCCCUUGUCCAAGGAUGAAGCCUUAGCAGCCGUGCAGCGGAGCAAAGUCCUGAAGGGUCUUUCGAUCCACGGCCAGGUCCGCGUGGCGGCGCUGCUGCGGCGUUGCAGCUAUCAGCCUGGAGAGCGGCUGUGGUCUGGCCAGGAGGGCGACGAGAAGCGACUUGUGCUCAUCGAGAGUGGAGAGGCCGAGCUUUGGCUCCCGGAGGGAGACGGGGAGCGCUUCGUAGGAACCUGUGGGCCAAGGAAGGUGCUUGGAGGGCUGUUUGCCGUGGGGUCAGCAUCAAGGCAGAUCUUCUCGGUGCGGGUUCCCGAUCUGGAGGAGGCCAAGGUCUUGCAUGCCUGGGAGAUCGAUAGUCGUGACCUGGAGCAGUUCGAGUCGCUCUUCAACGCCUCGGACUUGACCGCCUUCCGUCGUCGAGUGCUGCAGGACGUGCGGAUCCAGGUCAUUCCGUAUUUGCAACGCCAGCUGGCUUGUGGCGGGGUCUUCUCACGCUACUCCACACUGUUCAUUGGCCAGUUGGUGAAAGAUAUGGAUUUGCGCUUAUUUGAGCCGGGUCAAGUGAUUUUCAAAGAGAAGUCGCUCGGCCGCUCCCUGGGCAUCUUAGUUUCAGGCUCCGUGGACGUCAUAGCGAAUGGCCGCAAGGUCUUUUCCAAGUCCAACAGUGGCCAAGAGAUUGGCGAAGCCGCCCUUUUUGAGACGGGCUACCGACGCCAUGCCACCACCCGCUGCUCACAACACGGGGAGACCUUGAUGUUCUUGGCCACACGGGAUGCCUUCUAUGCCUGCCUGGCCAAGUUUCCAGAAGAGAAGAUCAAGCUGGCGGAACAGGUGCGCCACCGCAUCGCCAUGACCGUCAUGAAAGAGCCCUUCAGCAUGUGCGACUCUGCCUUUCUGCAUUUGGUUUGCACAGAGUGUGAAGUAGUGCAGCUGGCAUGGCCGAAAGCUGCCAUCGUCCCGGGGCAGGAGGAGGUGAUGCAUCUUUGCUACGCUGGAGAUCUGGUUGUGGAGACCGAGUCCGAACAGGUGACCUCGCGCUUUGCGAAGAAGUGGGAGAUGUUUGGCCUCAAAGCCGCUUUGGGACUCCACUCUGGGCCAGCUGAUUAUAAGCUCAUGGCUGGACGUCAAGGUUGUACCUUGGUGCGUGUCACCUGGAAGGCGGUCGAACAGGCGUUGAUGUUCUUCCCCGACCAGCUGCCACAGCUGCUGGAGCUGGCUGGGCUGAAGGAAGUCCCUCCGAAUCAUCCGUUUAAGGGCAAAGAAACCUUAGUGUGGGACAUCAUUCAGCCGUUGCUUUGCAGGGUCUUUUGUACAUUGGAGAUUGACGCAGAAUUUUGCGCAUCGCUGGCGCAAAACUUCCAAGCGGCGGUCUACGAUGCCGGGUGCCUCAUCGCGCCAGAGGGUGUGGCGAACGACGCGGUGCUGCUGCUCAUCUCGGGUGAGGUGACCUGGUCCCGGCAGGGCAUCGUGACCUUCGAUGCCUUGGCGCCCGACUACUUCGACGAGUUCUGCUUGUUCGCCGAGCGGCACCACGCGGCCAGCUUGACCGCUAAGUCCACUGCGGUCAUCUGGCGCUUGCACCGCUCCAAGCUGAGCCACGCCGACACACCCGGCUCGCGCGCGGCGCACGCUCAAACGCGUGCGCAGCACGUGCCGAGCACGGAGGCGUGUCGGCGCGUGGAGCAGAUGACGGAAGAGAUGCAGGAGUUGACGCAGGAGAUCCACGGCAAGUUGAGAUCCAACAUGAGGAACAUGAAGACCUGGAGGAGAUUCAACUCGGAAGUGCUCGGCCUCUUGAGCGACAAUAUCUUCCUGCGGACUUUUCUGCCGGGCCAGUGCAUCUUCAGCGACGGUGAUACGGGAGAGUUCAUUUUUAUCCUGAUGCGUGGAAGAGUUGAAGUGCAAUCACAAGGAAAGACCAGCUUUCUGGAAGAAGGAGUGACCUUCGGUGAAAUGGUCCUUUUUGGCCAGACCCACCGCAGCGCGACCAUCACAGCAUGCUGUUUGUGCAUCAUCAAUGCGGUGCACAAGGAUUUGGUCAGCCACGCCUUGCGUGCGCAACCCCGCAAGGCCUUUUUGGUGGACCAUAAGAAGGCCAAGUCUCAGCCCAGCCGUGUCAGAGGCACCGAGGACAAGGCUUUGCGGCGGACGCCCAAGUUUUUUCUGGCAGGAGGCACAGGAAGAAGUGGUCGACUUGGCAGUCACCCAGGCGCCGUCACAGCGUUUGAUGGCGCCACGGCAGUGCCAGAAGCGCCUGGAGCGAAGCUUUCUGCUGGAGGCGCGGACCCCACGGCUGCCGCCGGUAGAAACACUCCUCUACAAAGCGCCCAAGGUGACGGAAAUGAAGCUGCGUGUUGCCUUCCAACGGCUGAUGCCCAGACAUGUCUUGGUGGCUUCUGCCAACAUGCGCGGCGUGCGUGA
Messenger RNA from Durusdinium trenchii, 2469 nucleotides. The record is from the annotation of a GenBank genome assembly. Lineage: Eukaryota; Dinophyceae; Suessiales; Symbiodiniaceae.